Molecule: messenger RNA, 1005 nt
Organism: Cercospora beticola
Lineage: Eukaryota; Fungi; Ascomycota; Dothideomycetes; Mycosphaerellales; Mycosphaerellaceae
Product: 60S ribosomal protein eL34
Biological process (GO): translation
Cellular component (GO): ribosome
Molecular function (GO): structural constituent of ribosome
Source: RefSeq, a predicted model, not a curated record
GUCCUCCGCCCGUGAAGCGCACCGCAAGUCGACAACACUCCGCCGAACACUCAUCCACCCAGCGAUCCCCGACUUCGACAAUCACAAUGGGCUCCAACAGACUCACCUUCCGCCGCCGGGUGUCUUACAACACCAAAAGCAACAAGACCCGCAUCAUCAGAACUCCUGGUGGCGAGCUCCGCUACUUGCACAUCAAGAAGCGAGGAACUGCACCCAAGUGUGGUGACUGUGGCAUCAAGCUUGCAGGUGUCCCAGCGCUCCGUCCACGCGAAUACGCCCAAAUCUCCCACCCAAAGAAGACCGUCCAGCGCGCAUACGGUGGCUCGCGCUGCGCCAACUGCGUGAAGGACCGCGUCACUCGCGCUUUCUUGAUCGAGGAGCAAAAGAUUGUCAAGAAGGUCAUGAAGGAGGCUGAGAAGAAGCAGGCCCGCCGAUAGACGUCUCAGCUUUGAUGCUCGGUAGGGAAGGAGGUGUAUGGCGUAGAGGCAGGAAUGGAUGCAUUGACACGACCACAUCGCAUGCAUGGCCAGCUCACAUUUGAAGAAGCUGGGCCAUCAAAAUGGAUGGGAGCACAUGACACGACGCUGCCUGGGCUGACACGCCCACUUGCGUAUCCAAUGCGCUAUACUUGAGCUGCUGAAUGAAAUCCGUUCGGUCAAAAUGAAACAACGCUGUCGCCCCCAAAUCAACGCACCCAUCACUAGUCCCGUUUGCGGAUGCUCACUUCCAGCAGAUUCAUUAUUAUGAUGUUCACAACUCUUGUCGAUAGAGGUCGAGACAAAGUAUACACACUGACGACAGGUCCUUCUCAGCAUUGCGGUAUUCGACGCCUCCAUGGCUACUUCCGUUGUCGAAAGCACGGCAACCGCAAUGCUGUACCCAUCACCCAGGCAAUAUGUCAACAUGCACUUUGCAGUGCAGCGGCUGCCUCUCCUCUCCACAACUUCCGCUCGUUACUGCAAAUGGACCACAACCAGAACUGCACAGGCAGGAACCCACUGCGCC